AAAGACAUUGAGUACAGCAGUCAUUACACUCAGCCGUCAUACCAUUGCGUUGAGUGUGAGCGAGACGACAGCUGGUGUUAACAUUGAGUUUGACUGUUCGGUGACGAUUCCAAUUCGUACUCCUGAAUAUUAUUUGCUGCUGUGUGUAAAGUGAAAGACUGUCGCUGUAAAAACAAUAGAAAUAAAUCCGAGAUCAAUUUCGAUUCGAAUAAAUUGUUUGGAUUAGUUCAACGUGAGGAUAUCCAAGAGAAACGCCGAAAUUUGGUCAAUAAAUUUAAAUUCAGAAAUUUUUCAUUGAAUUCCGUUGGUGAGAAGCGAAAUCGGACAGAAUGGAUGAUCCAAGAUUUGAUAAUUUGGUAAAUAUCGACGGUGGUCGCAUCAUUAAGAUGGAGGUGGACUACAGCAGUGCGUGUGAUGAGAAAAUUCCCGCAUUGAAAGAGGCUGCCAAAGAUCCGGCAAAAUUUCAUCAGUCGAUCGACGGCCUGUUGCAAUUGGAAAAGCAAACGCGUUUGGGUGCCGACAUGGUGUCAUGUUCGCGUGUUUUGUGCGCUAUCGUACAGAUUUGCUUUGAGGCACGCAACUGGAAUGCACUCAACGAACACAUUGCAUUGCUGGUGAAACGUCGCUCACAGUUGAAACAGGCCGUUGUCAAAAUGGUACAGGAAUGUUGCACGUAUGUCGAUCAAAUCACCGAAAAAGAAACCAAAUUGAAGUUGAUCGAUACGUUGCGCACGGUGACCGAAGGUAAAAUUUAUGUUGAAGUCGAACGGGCUCGGCUCACCAAAAUUUUGGCCAACAUCCGUGAGGCCGAUGGUGAUAUCGUUGGUGCGGCCAAUGUUAUGGAAGAACUACAAGUCGAAACAUACGGCACAAUGGUGAAACGCGAAAAAGUCGAGCUCAUUCUCGAACAGAUGCGAUUGUGUUUAGCGAAACAGGAUUUGGUACGGGCACAAAUUAUCGCCAAGAAGAUCAGCAUUAAGUUCUUCGAUGAUCCAGAGCAAGAAGACCUCAAGUACAAAUAUUAUUGCAUUAUGAUCGAUUUGGAUCAAGAUACAUCAUACUUGCGCACUUCACGGCACUACCAAGCCAUCAUGGAUUCAAAGAUCAUUGCCGAUAUUCCAAAUAGACGCCAACAGAUGAUGGUGUUCGCUUGUUUGUACUGCAUUUUGGCACCGUACGAUAACGAACAACAAGAUAUGAUGCUCAAAUUAGAUAAAAUGAAGCAACUCGAUGAAUCGCCAAUCUGCAAAGAGCUGUUGCGUUUAUUCAUGUGCAAGGAACUCAUCGAUUUUGCUGCCAUGGAAAAUUUGUACGGCAAAGAAUUGCUCGGCUUCGAAAUAUUCAAUCAAAGCAAAGCGCAUGGCAAAAAAUGCUGGACCGAACUAAAAAACCGUGUCAUCGAACACAAUAUUCGCGUCAUUUCCAACUACUACACCCGCAUCAAUUUGAAUCGUUUGUGUGAAUUACUGAAACUGCCUGCCGAGCAAACGGAGGAAUACCUGUCGCAAUUGGCCAAUAACAAUGCAUUAACGGUUAAAAUCGAUCGUCCAUCGGGCAUUAUUCAUUUCUCAACAAAGAAGGCGCCAAGCGACAUCCUCAACGAUUGGGCGUUCGACAUUUCAAAGCUGAUGAAUUUGGUCAACAAAACCUGUCACUUGAUCAAUAAAGAGGAAUGCAUAAACAAUGUAUUAGUCGAUUAAAGAGAGAAAAAGAGAAUGCUAUCAAUUUUAAGUGAUAUUCAUAAUGCGUGCAUAUGAAUUUAAAUCGAAAUCUACGUAGCAUGUGUCAGCCCAAUUCGAAUAAAUCCAACAUCAUUUUGAGACACGUUGUCAAUCAAUCUCUCCAAUUGUUUUUUCUUGUUCUUGUGUUCCGAUCAUUUUCUUUUCGACAAACAUCGUUUAGCCCAUUUUCAAUUGUUAAAACUGAAAAUUUAUGCCGAAAUAAUUCUAUUUAUGUAAAGUGAAUUAUAUUAAAAAAAAAAACAACAAAACAAAAACGGUUUUGAGUAUUUUGAGAAACGAGCGGAACAUCUCUUGUACUAACUGAUUCUUUUCAUUUUUCACUAAAUAAACGAAAAAAUCGUAUAAAAUACUGAAA
Sitodiplosis mosellana (orange wheat blossom midge) is the source of this 2097-nucleotide messenger RNA. It is a transcript of the gene Rpn5, whose product is annotated as 26S proteasome non-ATPase regulatory subunit 12. The transcript has 4 exons. Lineage: Eukaryota; Metazoa; Arthropoda; Insecta; Diptera; Cecidomyiidae. The record is from RefSeq and is a predicted model, not a curated record. Bases 330 to 1700 code for a protein of 456 amino acids. Gene Ontology annotation, cellular component: cytoplasm; nuclear proteasome complex; proteasome regulatory particle, lid subcomplex.